AUGUCCGAGCUCCAAGAAAUCGGCACCGCGCCUCGAGAUUUGCGAGACCUGAAAGAUGUGAUUGAGUACAACCAAGCUAUCUCAAAUACCGUUAAACAAGGGCCAGCUCAAUGGAGAGUCGCUUCACAUUUGUUCAGCAAUUUGAUCCAUGGAGCCUUGCAAGCAUCCUUGGUCACGUACAAUGCGGCCAUCCAUGCUUGUGGGAAGUGGCCCAUGGCCUUGGCAUUGCUAGAGGAUCUGGAAAAACAUGAGAUGCAGGGCAAUCACAUUACAUAUGGGGCAGCCAUGAGUUCUUGUGAGAAGUCCGGAGAAUGGACCGUUGCGCUGGUAUUGCUUCAAGCGAUGAAGAACGUAGACCUGCAGCCCAACACAAUUGUAUUCAACUCAACACUCAGCGCAUGCGCAAAAGGUGAAGAAUGGGAGGUGCCACUUUGCCUUCUGGAAGCACUUCGAUUCGAAAGUUUGCAGUGCUCGCUGGUCACAUACAAUGCCGCGAUCAGUGCUAGCGCCAAAGGCAGCCAGUGGCAGCUAGCUUUGGCCUUCCUAUCACAAGUUGGUGGCAGCCGCAUCGAGCCUGACAUCAUUACCUACAACUCCACCAUGGCAGCAUGCGACGCGGCGGGGCGGUCGUAUUUGGCUAUUUGCCUCCUGCAGCAGAUCCAAGCACGAAAAGUGCAGGCAACAAUCAUUACAUACAACACGGCUAUCAGUGCCUGUGCCAAGAAUGGCUGGUGGCAAGAAGCCCUUGAGCUGCUGUGGGCGAUCAAUUCGCAAGAUUUGCAAGGCAAUGUGGUCACAUUCACAAGCGCCAUCAGCGCCUGUUCCCAAGAUGGUGAAUGGCAACAGGCACUCACUGCUCUACAAAUGAUGCUGCAGCUGCGGGUGCAAGCAAAUGUGUUUGCCUACAAUGCAGCCAUCAGCGCUUGUGGGGCUGAAUGGGAAAUGGCCGUGUGUUUGCUCGUGCAAUCGAGAAGGAUGAGGCAGUUUGGUGACAUUGUCACCUUCAGCGCACUGAUCAGUGCUUGUGGGAAAGCUGGAAGGUGGGAAGCAGCUUGGCAUUUCUUCUAUGAGAUACCCAAGAUCCGCUUGGAGCUGACCACGGUGGCCUGCAAUGCGAUGCUCGACGCUUUGUCCCGCGACGCCACGGGUGACGCCACGGGCGACACCGCUUGGGGCCGCGCGCUGGCGCUGUUGAAGGAGCUGCGGCGGAAGAAGCUGGUGGAUGUCAUCAGCUUCAAUUGCAGCAUCAGUGCAUGUGAAGUGGCGGCGAAAUGGGAGGAAGCUUUGCAACUUCUGGAGGACUUGCGCACAGAUGACCUAGAGGCCGAUGUGAUCUCUUUCAACGCCGCAAUCAGCACUUGUGCACAAAGUACACGAUGGCAAGAAGCCCUGCAUUUGCUUUGGAGCAUCCACACUUGUGGAGUCCGGGCCAAUGCUAUUACCUACAACGCUGCUGCCAACGCCUGUAAGAGCAAGGGUGAUUGGAAGCUUGCAUGUGUGCUUUUGGACAAGUUUCAUCACCGCACAUCGAUUGCAUGCAACUGUGUGCUUAGCGCCUGCGAGGAAAGAGCACAUUGGUCAAUGGCCUCCUCGCUAUUGUCCAAAAUGCAACAGCAAGCACUCGAGGUUUCAAUCGUGUCCUAUGGUGCCUGCAUCACUUGCGGAGCUUCUGCAGGGCUUUGGGUCUCAGCACUAAAGUUGCUACAGUCCGCCGAGGCCAAACUUGAGACGAACGCUGUGGCGUACAGUGCAGCAGUCUUUGCCUGCACCAAAGCCUGCAUCGAUCUGCAAAAAGAGCGCACGAUCCAAAGACGG
Durusdinium trenchii is the source of this 1815-nucleotide messenger RNA. Lineage: Eukaryota; Dinophyceae; Suessiales; Symbiodiniaceae. The record is from the annotation of a GenBank genome assembly.